Molecule: messenger RNA, 2168 nt
Organism: Ricinus communis (castor bean)
Lineage: Eukaryota; Viridiplantae; Streptophyta; Magnoliopsida; Malpighiales; Euphorbiaceae
Exons: 1
Coding region: 1-1995 (664 amino acids)
Source: RefSeq, a predicted model, not a curated record
AUGCAGUCGCCUUGUCUAAAAGAAGCCUCCCAAGUAUGCCUUCACGGCUGCUGCCCCAGCCCUCUCCUUGGAUUUCCUGAGCCCCGGAAAAAGUUGGGCAACAACAGAAGCACAGCAGCAACAUGCCGCCACAACUUUGCUGCAACAGCAACUUCCUCUAUCUUCCCAAAUACCCAAUUUACAAAUCCUGAGUCUCUUCCAACUUUGCAAGAAUCAUUUACUGAAUUCAGCAAAGUUUAUCCAAGAUACUCAGAUAGCUAUCAAGUAGACCAAAUUCGAGCCCAAGAAUACUAUCAGCUCUCACUUUCCCACCAUACCUGCCUUGAUUAUAUUGGCAUCGGCCUCUUCUCCUAUGCCCAGCUGCAAAAUCAUGACUGCAGAAAAAAAAUAGUCUCUUCUUCUUGUCCCCCACCUCAUUCACCUCCUAAGAAUUCGCAUUUUCCUUUCUUCAGUGUGUCCUACAAGACAGGGAAUUUGAAGACACAGCUACUUCAUGGUGGCCAAGAAUCGGAAUUAGAGUCUACAAUAAAGAAAAGGAUUAUGAGUUUUCUCAAUUUAUCUGAAAAUGAGUAUAGUAUGGUUUUCACUUCAAACAGAACAUCAGCUUUUAAACUUGUAGCAGAGUCUUACCCUUUCCACUCUAGUCGGAAGCUUCUGACAGUUUAUGACUAUGAGAGUGAAGCAGUGGAAACCAUGAUUAACUGUUCUGAGAACAAAGGAGCUCAAGUCAUGCCAGCAGAGUUCUCAUGGCCUAGGCUGAGGAUUCAUUCAGCAAAAUUAAGGAAGAUGAUUAUGAGGAAAAGAAAAAAGAAGAAGAAGAGGGGACUAUUCGUCUUUCCACUUCAUUCUAGAGUGAGUGGGGCCAGAUAUCCUUAUAUAUGGAUGAGCAUAGCUCAAGAGAAUGGCUGGCAUAUCCUGAUUGAUGCUUGCGCAUUGGGGCCGAAGGACAUGGACAGCUUUGGCCUCUCUCUCAUUCGCCCAGAUUUCCUCAUUUGUUCCUUCUACAAGAUUUUUGGGGAAAAUCCAUCUGGAUUUGGAUGUCUCUUUGUCAAAAAAUCUACAGUUCCACUAUUGGAAGACACCGCCUGUGCUGGAAUGGUAAAUCUCAUCCCAGCAAAGAAGUUGUUUUGGUUCCUAGAUGAAUCUUCGGGUACUGAUACAGAAAUUGAACAUAUGUCUAAAUUUGAAAUAGAAGAAGAUGAACUAGAUACAUCAAACUCUUUUUCAGGUCCAAUAUCUAUUUCAAAACUGCAAUCUGGAAUACAACAAGGAGAAACCUCUGAGCCUCAAACUGGAGUAACAACUAGAGAACAGAAAGUAUCACAAACUGGCGAGCCUGAAACUGCACAACAGCAAGAAUUAGAAACUACAGGAGCAGCAGCAAAACAGAAGGAAUUAGAAACUUCUCAAAACGAUAAAGUAAAAAAGACCAUAAAUAGCAGCAGAAAUGGAACCAUGGAGAUUGAAUGUAGGGGGCUGGAUGAGGUUGAUUUGUUGGGAUUAACUCAGAUCAGUAAUAGAGCAAGGUGCCUGAUUAAUUGGCUGGUGAAUGCUCUGAUGAAGCUAAAGCAUCCAAACAACGAGGAAGUCCCUCUUGUUAGAAUAUACGGGCCAAAGAUAAGAUUUGAUAGGGGACCUGCAAUGGCGUUCAAUGUGUUUGACUGGAAAGGAGAAAAGGUUGAUGCUCCUCUUGUACAAAAACUAGCAGAUCGAAGCAACAUAUCUCUCAGCUAUGCAUUCCUACAUCAUAUCUCAUUCUCAGAAAAAUAUGAAGAAGAAAGGGCAACACUUCUUGAGAGAAAAGCAAGUGGAGUAAAUAGGAAACAGAAAGAAAAUCUGGGAAUAACAGUUGUUACAGUGGCACUUGGGUUCCUGGCCAAUUUUGAGGAUACUUACAGGCUUUGGGCUUUCAUUGCUCAGUUCCUGGAUGCAGACUUUGUGGAGAAGGCCAAGUGGAGAUAUACUGCUCUAAAUCAGAAAACCAUUGAAGUAUAAACAAAAAAUUAUUUGUUCACUCUUUUAGAUUAUGAAGUUCAUCAUUAAAAAAAAAAACAGGAUUCACCAAACGAAAAGAAAGGUAAGCACGAUUGUUCUUUCAGAUAAAAAAUUCAGAAUCACGCAUUCGGUUCAUGAUAUUCUAUAUAUAUCAAUUUAAAGAUUUGAUCGCA